Equus caballus (horse) is the source of this 1628-nucleotide messenger RNA. Lineage: Eukaryota; Metazoa; Chordata; Mammalia; Perissodactyla; Equidae. The record is from RefSeq and is a predicted model, not a curated record.
CCACGGCGUCGAGAAGGGCGCCAGCACCGACAACUCAUUGGCCAGCUCCUGGAACUGACAGGACAGGAAGCCAAUGAGAACGCGGUACCGGGCCGAGGCCGCGUAACGUGCUUAAGGAAGAAGAGCCUUGAGCAGAGGACCAACUCGGAGCAGAGGAUUCGGGCUCUCGGAGCGCAGGUGGAGGAACUUUUAUUGCUCUUUAGAAGUACCAUAUAAUGAAUGAGCUAAAUUGUUGACCAAACACCAUUUUCAGAUAUUAAGGAAAUGAUCCAACUGUGUUGGAUGAAAAAAAGAUGACUUGAAUAAAGGGAGAGAUAGACGUCUUGAUCCUCAAACUAAAUAGAAAGCUUCAGGAAGGAAUGAAGGAUGAAGCUCUACUUAUAGCAGCUGCUCAAUAACCCCUAAUGAAAGAUGAGAAAGAAUUCCAUGAAGAUUCUACUAACCUAAGUAUUGGUAUUUGAUCUCACAGAGUAAAUUCUUUUUGAGAAGAAACUUACAUAUCCAGAAAUGAUUGAGAUUGAGCAGGCAGAGGCCCAGCUCUCUGAGUUAGACCUGCUGGCCAGUAUGUUCCCCGGUGAGAAUGAGCUUGUCGUGAAUGACCAGCUGGCUUUAGCAGAACUGAAAGACUGUAUUGAAAAGAGGACAAUGGAGGGACGAUCUUCAAAAGUUUACUUCACUAUCAAUAUGAACCUGGAAGUAUCUGAGGAAGCAAUGGUGACGUUUUCUCUGGCCUGUAUUCUUCCCUUUAAAUACCCUGCAGUUGUGCCUGAAAUUACUGUCCGAUCAGUAUCAUUAAGUAGAUCCCAGCAGACUCAGCUGAACUCAGAUCUGACUGCUUACUUGCAACAGAAUUUUCUCGGAGAUGUCUGUAUAUUGAAUGCCACAGACUGGGUUAAAGAGCACGCCUCUGGCUACAUCAGCAGAGACACCACAGCUUCCCUGGCUCCAGAAAGUACAGUUCAGCCAGUUGAUCUCACUCUCACGAGACUCUGGAUCUAUAGCCAUCACAUCUACAACAAAUGCAAAAGAAAGAAUAUUCUAGAGUGGGCAAGGGAGCUUGCCCUAUCUGGGUUUAGCAUGCCCGGGAAACCUGGUGUUGUUUGUGUGGAAGGCCCACAAAGUGCCUGUGAAGAAUUCUGGUCAAGACUCAGAAAAUUAAAUUGGAAGAGAAUUUUAAUUCGCCACCGAGAAGAUAUUCCUUUUGAUGGUUCAAAUGAGGAACUGGAAAGACAAAGGAAAUUUUCAAUUUUUGAAGAAAAAGUGUUCAGUGUUAGUGGAGCCAGAGGAAACCACAUGGACUUUGGUCAGCUUUAUCAGUUUUUAAAUGCCAAAGGAUGCGGGGAUGUUUUCCAGAUGUUCUUUGGUGUGGAAGGACAAUGACUGAGCAGAGGAGUAGUUGUUGAAAAUAUUUGUCAUUGUUGGCCUUUGGUUUUUUUCCCCACUCUUGAAAGAUUAAGUAAUUGCACGUUAGUCUCAUUCUAGAAUGUAGGGGGAAAAACGAGAAAGUAGUAUAGCUGAAAUGCAUCUACUAAAUAUGUCGUGAUUGAAAGCAGAAGUGAGUCUUUUUUUUUUUUUAAAGAUUGGCACCUGGGCUAACAACUGUUGCCAAUCUUUUUUUUUUUUCUGCU